AUGGCUCAGUCCGUAGUCAAGAUCAUCCCUGGUCGUACAGUUUUCUUUGUGUGCGACUUGCAAACGAAAUUUCGAACCGCAAUUCACGCUUUUGAAGAGGUCAUCUUGACUUCACAAAAGAUGCUCAAGCUUGCCACGAUCCUCGAGAUCCCGGUGAUCUUCACCGAGCAGAAUCCAAAAGCCUUGGGUCCGACAGUACCGGAACUGUCGUCAGAGGCUCUAGGUCCUUUGCACCUCGGGACAAUCGAGAAGACUCUGUUCUCCAUGAUGACGCCCGAGGUGACUUCCUUACUCAGAGCGAAGCAGUUCAGAUCCAUAGUCCUUUUCGGCAUCGAAUCGCACGUUUGCGUUCUCCAGUCCGCUCUGGACCUCCUGGCAGAAGGCUACGGCGUCCAUGUCCUCGCUGACGGUGUCUCCAGUUGCAACAAAGAGGAAGUACCGUACGCCCUCGCCCGUAUGCGUCAGGCCGGGGCCCAGAUUACGACAAGCGAAAGCUUGCUCUUCCAGCUACAACGUGACGGUUAUCGUAUACAUUUCUCGCACCGUCUCGCCUGUACGAUAGGUGAUUCCUCCACUCCCGAGUUCAGAUCCUUCGCGAGGGCUAUCAAGGAGGAAAAGGAGAAUACGACAAAGGCCGUCCAAGCUCUCUUACAGGCUCGCGAUGUAUUCUGA
Molecule: messenger RNA, 672 nt
Organism: Stereum hirsutum FP-91666 SS1
Lineage: Eukaryota; Fungi; Basidiomycota; Agaricomycetes; Russulales; Stereaceae
Product: Isochorismatase hydrolase
Exons: 6
Coding region: 1-672 (223 amino acids)
Source: RefSeq, a predicted model, not a curated record